AUGGUUAUGAAACCUGAAACUGAGCAAGAGUUAGCUCAUAUCUUGCUAACUGAAUUGUUAGCUUAUCAAUUCGCCUCUCCUGUGAGAUGGAUUGAGACUCAAGAUGUCUUCUUGAAGGAUCUGAACUCUGAACGUGUUGUUGAAAUUGGUCCAUCACCAACUCUAUCUGGUAUGGCUCAAAGAACUAUGAAGAACAAAUAUGAGUCCUAUGAUGCCGCCUUGUCAUUACAUAGACAAGUUUUAUGUUAUGCAAAGGACGCAAGGGAAAUUAGUUAUACCCCAGAUCCAGCUGAAUUAGAGGCCAAGGAAAGAGCUGUUGCUGAAGCUGCUGGUGGCGAAGCUGCUCCUGCUCCUGCUGCUACUCCUGCUCCUUCUGCUGCUCCAUCUGCCGCUCCUGCUGCCGCUCCUGCUGCCGCCGCUCCUGCUGCUGCUCCUGCUGCUCCUGCUGCUGGUCCAGUGGCAGAAUUGCCAGAUGAAGCCGUUAAGGCAGGUCUAUUGUUACGUGUCUUGGUGGCUCAUAAAUUGAAGAAACCAAUGGAUUCUAUCCCCAUGUCAAAGACCAUUAAAGAUUUGGUUGGUGGUAAAUCUACUGUUCAAAACGAAAUUUUGGGUGAUUUGGGUAAAGAAUUCAGCGCUACACCUGAAAAAGCUGAGGAAACACCAUUGGAAGAAUUGGCUGAAACUUUCCAAGAAACUUUCUCUGGUAGCUUGGGUAAACAAUCAUCAUCCUUGAUUUCAAGACUUAUUUCAUCAAAGAUGCCUGGUGGAUUUACCACUACUGUGGCAAGAAAGUAUUUGCAAACUCGUUGGGGUUUGGCUAGUGGUAGACAAGACUCUGUUUUGUUAGUCGCUUUGACCAAUGAGCCUGCAUCUCGUCUUGGUGCUGAACCUGAUGCAAAGGCAUUCUUAGACUCUAUGGCUCAAAAAUACGCUUCCAUUGCAGGUGUAGACUUGUCUGCUGCUUCAGCUGGUGGUAGCUCCGGUGCUGCCGGUGGUGCUGCCGGUGCCGGUGGUGCUACUAUCGAUGCUGCCGCUUUUGAAGAAUUGAACAAAGAUCAAAGAAUCUUGGCUCGUCAACAAUUGCAGGUGUUGGCUCGUUACUUGAAGAUGGAUCUAAAUGUUGGUGAGAGAAAAUUCUUGAAAGAAAAGGAUACCAUUGCAGACUUGCAAGCCCAAUUGGAUUUCAUUACUAAUGAGUUGGGUGAAUAUUUCAUCAGCGGUAUUUCAACUUCAUUCUCUAGAAAGAAGGCUAGAGCUUUUGACUCCUCUUGGAAUUGGGCUAAGCAAUCCUUAUUAUCUCUAUACUUUGAAAUUGUUCACGGUGUUUUGAAAAAUGUCGAUAGAGAAGUUGUCAGUGAAGCUUUAAACAUCAUGAACAGAUCUAAUGAGACUUUGAUUAAGUUCAUGGAAUACCACGUCUCUCAUACGGAUGCUUCAAGAGGUGAAAACUACAAAUUGGUCAAAGACUUGGGAGAACAAUUGAUUCAAAACUGUAAGCAAGUGAUUGACAUGGAUCCUGUUUACAGAGACAUUUCUAAACCAACUGGUCCUAAGACUGUUAUCGAUAAGAACGGUAACAUCAGAUAUUCCGAAGAACCAAAGGAAAAGGUUAGAAAGUUCUCUGAAUACGUACAGGAAAUGGCUCUUGGUGGUAAAUUAUCCAAACAAUCUCAUUCCACCAUCGAAGAAGAUUUGACUCGUGUUUACAAGGCCAUUAGCGCUCAAGCUGCUGAGCACGAUAUUUCUGGUACUACUGCACAAGAAUUCGAGAAGGUUUAUGGUGACUUGAUGCAAUUCUUGCAAAACUCUAAGGAAAUUGAUGCUUCUCAAACCACCAGAUUGGCUGGUGUGGUUGAUGAUUCUCUUGAUAAAGAUUCUACCAAGGAAGUGGCUUCCUUGCCAACCAAAUCUAAGAUUUCUAAAAGUGUUUCUGCUUCAAUUCCAAGAGAAACUAUUCCUUUCCUACACUUAAGGAAGAAGGGUUCUAAUGGUGAAUGGCAAUAUGACCGUCAAUUAUCUUCCCUCUUUUUGGACGGUUUGGAAAAGGCUGCCAUCAAUGGUGUCACUUUUAAGGACAGUUAUGUUUUGAUUACCGGUGCUGGUAAGGGUUCCAUUGGUGCUGAAGUAUUGCAAGGUUUGUUACAAGGUGGUGCUAAGGUCAUUGUCACUACUUCUCGUUUCUCUAAACCUGUUACUGAUUUCUAUCAAGCGGUCUACGCUAAAUAUGGUGCUAAGAAUUCUACUUUGGUCGUGGUUCCAUUCAAUCAAGGUUCUAAACAAGAUGUGCAACAAUUAGUCGAGUACAUCUACGAUGAUGAGAAGAACGGCGGUUUAGGUUGGGAUUUGGAUGCUAUCAUUCCAUUUGCUGCCAUCCCAGAAAAUGGUAUUGAAUUAGAAAAUAUUGACUCUAAAUCCGAAUUCGCACACAGAAUUAUGAUGACGAACCUGAUGAGAAUCAUGGGUCAAGUUAAGAUUCAAAAAUCUGAAAGAGGCGUUGAAACUAGACCAGCUCAAGUUAUUUUGCCUAUGUCUCCUAACCAUGGUACUUUCGGUGGUGACGGUUUGUACUCUGAAUCUAAAUUGUCUCUAGAGACAUUGUUCAACAGAUGGCACUCUGAAUCCUGGGGUAACCAGAUGACAGUUUGUGGUGCCAUUAUCGGUUGGACAAGAGGUACCGGUCUAAUGAGUGCCAACAACAUCAUUGCUGAAGGUAUUGAAAAGGCUGGUGUUCGUACUUUCUCUCAAAAGGAAAUGGCUUUCAACUUGUUGGGUCUAUUGACUCCUGAAGUGGUUGAAUUGUGCCAAAAAUCACCAGUGAUGGCCGAUUUGAACGGUAGCUUGCAAUUCUUGCCAAGCUUGAAAGAAUUUACCAACAAAUUGCGUUCUGAUUUGAUUGAAACUUCUGAAAUCAGAAAGGCCGUCUCCAUUGAAACCGCCUUGGAACACAAGGUGGUUAACGGUGAUAAUGCCGAUGCUGCACAUGCCAAGGUGGAAGUUCAACCAAAGGCUAACAUUCAAUUGAACUUCCCAGCUUUGAAACCUUAUGAAGAGGUCAAGAAAUUCUCCACUCAGGAAUUGGAAGGUCUUUUAGAUUUGGAAAGAGUUAUCGUUGUUACCGGUUUCUCUGAAGUUAGUCCAUGGGGUUCAGCCAGAACCAGAUGGGAAAUGGAAGCAUAUGGUCAAUUCUCCUUGGAAGGUUGUGUUGAAAUGGCUUGGAUCAUGGGUUACAUUAAAUACCAUAACGGUAACUUGAAGGGCCGUCCAUACACCGGUUGGGUUGACGCUAAGACCAAUGAACCAGUGGACGAUAAGGAUAUCAAGUCCAAGUAUGAAUCCAAUAUUCUAGAACAUGCUGGUAUUAGAUUGAUUGAACCAGAAUUGUUUAGAGGUUACAACCCAGAAAAGAAGCAAAUGAUCCAAGAAGUUGUUGUUGAAGAAGACUUGGAACCAUUUGAGACUUCUAAGGAAACCGCUGAACAAUUCAAGUACGAACACGGUGACAAGGUCGACAUCUUUGAAAUCCCUGAAUCUGGUGAAUACACUGUUAAAAUUUUAAAGGGUGCUACUUUGUAUAUUCCAAAGGCCCUAAAAUUCGACCGUUUGGUCGCUGGUCAAAUCCCUACCGGUUGGGAUGCUAGAACUUACGGUGUGCCAGAAGAUAUCAUAUCUCAAGUGGACCCUAUUACUUUAUUCGUGUUGGUUUCUACCGUGGAGGCAUUUAUCUCCUCUGGUAUUACUGAUCCAUACGAAAUGUACAAGUAUGUGCACGUCUCUGAAGUUGGUAACUGUUCUGGUUCUGGUAUGGGUGGUGUCUCUGCUCUACGUGGUAUGUUCAAGGACCGUUACAAGGACCAACCUGUACAAAACGAUAUUUUGCAAGAAUCUUUCAUCAAUACCAUGUCGGCUUGGGUUAACAUGUUGUUGAUCUCUUCUUCCGGUCCUAUCAAGACUCCUGUCGGUGCAUGUGCUACCGCAGUGGAAUCUGUUGAUAUUGGUGUGGAAACCAUUUUGUCUGGUAAGGCUAAGAUCUGUGUUGUUGGUGGUUACGAUGACUUCCAAGAAGAAGGUUCUUACGAAUUUGGUAACAUGAAGGCUACUUCUGACACUUUGGAUGAAUUCGAACAUGGUCGUACCCCAAGUGAAAUGUCUAGACCUACAACCACUACCCGUAACGGUUUCAUGGAAGCCCAAGGUUGUGGUUUGCAAGUCAUCAUGAAUGCUGAUUUGGCUUUGAAGAUGGGUGUUCCUAUCUAUGGUAUUGUUGGUUUGACUGCUACUGCUACCGACAAGAUCGGUAGAUCUGUUCCUGCACCAGGUAAGGGUAUCUUGACUACUGCUAGAGAGCACCACGGUGAAUUGAAAUUCCCAAGCCCAUUGUUGAACAUCAAAUACAGAAAGCGCCAAUUGGUUAACCGCCAAAAGCAAAUCAAGGAAUGGGUCGAAAAUGAAUUGGAAUUGUUGGGUAUUGAAUCCGAAGGUGUUCCAACUGAAUUGAGACAAGUCUUCUAUGCUGAACGUACUGAGGAAAUCAAACGUGAAGCUUCUAAACAAUUGAAGAGUGCACAAGCACAAUGGGGUAACGAGUUCUACAAGAGUGACCCACGUAUUGCACCAAUCAGAGGUGCUUUGGCCACUUAUGGUCUAACCGUUGACGACUUGGGAGUUGCCUCUUUCCACGGUACUUCCACUAAGGCUAAUGAUAAGAACGAAUCUGCUACUAUCAAUGAAAUGAUGAAACACUUAGGUAGAUCUGAAGGUAACCCAGUGAUGGGUGUGUUCCAGAAAUACUUGACUGGUCAUCCAAAGGGUGCUGCCGGUGCUUGGAUGUUGAAUGGUGCCAUCCAGAUUUUGAACAGUGGUAUUGUCCCUGGUAACCGUAAUGCCGAUAACGUUGAUAAACUUUUGGAACAAUACGAAUACGUUUUGUACCCAUCUAUGUCUCUAAAGACCAACGGUAUUAAGGCUGUUUCUGUGACUUCUUUCGGUUUUGGUCAAAAGGGUGCUCAGGCUAUUGUCAUCCAUCCAGACUACUUGUAUGCCGCUAUUGACCAAGCUACAUACGAAGAUUACAAGUUAAAGGUUGUUUCUAGAGAAAAGGCUGCUUACAAGUUCUUCCACAAUGGUAUGAUCCACAACAAGUUGUUUGUCGGUAAAGACAAUCCUCCAUACGCUGACGAAUUGGAACAAUCUGUUUACUUGGAUCCAUUGGCAAGAGUCUCUGAAAACAAACAGAGUGGUUCAUUGGAAUACGAAGCUAGCGCUUUGCAACAGAAAGAUAGUUACAUCACUGCAAACAACAGAAAGACAGCUACAAUUGUUAGCCAAUUGACCCAACAAACUGCAGCUGGUUCUAAGCAAGGUAGCGGUGUUGGUGUUGACGUUGAAUUGAUCAGCAGUGUUAAUGCAGACAGCGAAACUUUUGUCGAACGUAAUUUCACCGAAAGCGAAAUUGCUUACUGUAAGGCUCAACCAAGUGCACAAAGUUCCUUUGCAGGUACUUGGUCAGCUAAGGAAGCUGUUUUCAAGUCUCUUGGUGUUAAAUCUCAAGGUGGUGGUGCAAGCUUGAGAGAUAUUGAAAUCGUCAGAGACAGCACCGGUGGUCCACAAGUGACUCUUCACGGUGAAGCCAAAAAGGCUGCUACUCAAGCCGGUGUCACUGGUGUUAAGGUCUCCAUCUCUCACGACGACUUCCAAUCCGUUGCCGUCGCUAUCUCUGAGAAGAACUAA
This is a messenger RNA of Zygosaccharomyces rouxii, 5727 nucleotides long. RefSeq names its product trifunctional fatty acid synthase subunit FAS2 (gene FAS2). Gene Ontology annotation, molecular function: 3-oxoacyl-[acyl-carrier-protein] reductase (NADPH) activity; magnesium ion binding; holo-[acyl-carrier-protein] synthase activity. The transcript has a single exon. The record is from RefSeq and is a predicted model, not a curated record. Bases 1 to 5727 code for a protein of 1908 amino acids. Gene Ontology annotation, biological process: long-chain fatty acid biosynthetic process. NCBI's taxonomy places the organism in Eukaryota, Fungi, Ascomycota, Saccharomycetes, Saccharomycetales, Saccharomycetaceae. Gene Ontology annotation, cellular component: fatty acid synthase complex.